Acanthosepion pharaonis is the source of this 1602-nucleotide messenger RNA. NCBI's taxonomy places the organism in Eukaryota, Metazoa, Mollusca, Cephalopoda, Sepiida, Sepiidae. The record is from the annotation of a GenBank genome assembly.
AUGGCAGCAGUCAUGGCCAAUUCGGCUCCGUCUACCAGUUUAUCACCCGACUCAGGUUUAGGCGUACAUUUCGGCUCCUCGGCAGCCUGUGUGGCUUUUAUCAAAGAUGGCCGUGCUGAUGUGAUAGCCAAUGAUCUUGGUGAUCGGGUCACACCUUGUUAUGUGGCAUUUACAGAACAUGAUAUUCCCGUGGGAAUGGCUGCAAAACAAGGGGUGAUUAGAAAUUCUAAAAACACAAUUGUCCAUGCCAAACAGGCAUUAGGUCGACCUUUUGAUCAUGAAAUUACCAAAGAGUUUGCUGCUAGCAGCAUGGCUCAUGUUGUCAACAAAAAUGGUGAGACUGCAUUUGAGGUGGACUUUAAAAACAAGCGAACCUCUUUUACUGUAUCGGAAACUGUGGAAAUUUUAUUCAAAAAACUUCUUGAAAUUGGCCAAAGUAAGGCAGGUAAGGAUUGUCAUGAUGCUGUUCUUGCUGUGCCUCUCAAUUUCACUGAAGAACAGAAAAAUUUGCUACGGCAAAUUGCCACAAAGGCUGGUUUUAAUAUCCUUCGACUUAUCCAUGAACCUACAGCUGCUAUCCUUGCAUAUGAUAUGCAACUGGAUGAAGAUAUGUCCUCUGGAUACGUGUUGGUUUUCCGGCUUGGUGGUGUGUCCUGUGAUGUAACUGUCGUCUCUGUAGCUGGUGGCCUCUACUCCAUUGUGACAGGAGUGUCGGAUUAUAAACUAGGGGGAGACAACUUUACAGAAGUUUUGCUAACACAUCUACAAGGAGAAUUCAAAAGACAAUGUCGGCAUGAUAUUAGUGACAAUAAACGCUCCCUUGCCAAACUCCGGCGUGGUGCAGAGAUGUGCAAACAUGCACUUUCAACACUUAGUAAUUCUCACUGUUCUGUAGAUUCUCUUUAUGAAGGCAUUGACUUCAGUACAACAGUCUCUCGGGCACGGUUUGAAAGUCUAUGUAACAGUUUAAAAACGCAAUGUUUAAUGAAGAUUGAGCAAGUUCUUUCCAAGGCUGGAAUCCAGAAAUCUGAUAUUGAAAAGGUGAUUGUUUGUGGUGGUGGUGCCAAGACCCCCCUUGUACAGAAGAUGGUAUCUGAUGCCUUUCCCCAUGCCAGACUCUUAAAUCACAUUCCUCCAGAUGAGGUCAUUGCGAUGGGAGCAGCUAAAGAGGUUGGAAUUUUGAAGAGUUUUAAGAAUAAACUGAUUCCAGAGAAAGAUUAUCAAUAUCAAUUUGAAAUGCUUUCCCAAGCCAUUGCAGUGAAGGUUCGAGAAAACCGAGAGAAAAGCACUUACAAGGAUUUCCAAACAGUCUUUAACAAGUGUACACCAAUUCCAUCACAUCAGAAAUUUGUAUUUUCUGCUUCUUCAGAAGAAAGCGCUUUCUUCUUGGAUGUUCUUGAGUUGGAAGACAAAUCAGAAGAAGAAAUAUCAAACGGUCAAGAAAAUGUGGAUAAAGUUUUAGCAUCAGUGGUGAUGAAAAAUAUUGCCCAAGAAGCUGCAGUUUCAACUUCCUUUUACUUAACAAAAGAGAAAUUCCUUGAAGUAAUUUGCCAAGAAGAAAGUACGAACAAAAAAUUGACUGUUCAAAUUCCUGUACGGUAA